Molecule: messenger RNA, 1733 nt
Organism: Lucilia sericata (common green bottle fly)
Lineage: Eukaryota; Metazoa; Arthropoda; Insecta; Diptera; Calliphoridae
Product: alpha-amylase A-like
Exons: 3
Coding region: 150-1652 (500 amino acids)
Biological process (GO): carbohydrate metabolic process
Molecular function (GO): cation binding; alpha-amylase activity
Source: RefSeq, a predicted model, not a curated record
AGUUCUUUAAAGAAUACACUUAUAGGCUAAAUAACGCAUCACAAAUCAUUUACUAUCUCUCUGAUAGUAAAAGCAACUAACUGAUCAGAGGGUAUAUAAACCGUGGCAAAACAUUGGCCACCGAAACAUUUAGUAUUUGAGAUACCAACAUGUUUAUAACAAAAUUAAACUUGAGCAUAGUAUUGCUCUUGGCUAUAACUAGUCAAUUGACUAGUGGUCAAUUUAAUCCGAAUUAUGCUUCCGGCAGAAGUACCAUAGUGCAUUUAUUCGAAUGGAAGUGGGAUGAUAUUGCCAGCGAGUGUGAGAAUUUCUUGGGACCGAAGGGUUAUGCGGGUGUGCAAGUUUCUCCAGUCAAUGAGAAUGUUGUGGUCGCUAAUCGUCCCUGGUGGGAGCGUUAUCAACCUGUUUCUUACCUUUUGGUAACACGUUCCGGUAAUGAGGCCCAAUUCGCCAGCAUGGUUAAACGUUGUAAUAAUGUAGGUGUUCGCAUCUAUGUGGAUAUUGUUUUUAAUCAUAUGGCUGCCAGUCAUGGUACCGUUGUGGGCACUGGUGGCUCUACUGCCGAUCCUGGCAGUAAGAGUUUCCCUGCUGUUCCUUUCUCGUCUUUGGAUUUCCAUUCCACCUGCAGCAUUAACAACUACAAUGAUGCCAAUCAAGUACGCAAUUGCGAAUUGGUGGGUUUGAAGGAUUUAGAUCAGAGCAAAUCUUGGGUUCAAGACCGCAUUGUAGAAUUUAUGAAUAAAUUGAUUUCCCUGGGUGUUGCUGGUUUUCGUGUUGAUGCUGCUAAACAUAUGUGGCCCGGAGAUUUGAAGAACAUCUAUAGUCGUUUAAACAAUUUAAAUACCGCCCAUGGUUUUGCUGCCAAUAGCCGACCCUUCAUUACCCAGGAAGUUAUCGAUAUGGGUGGUGAAGCCAUUUCCAAAUAUGAAUACACCGACUUGGGUACCGUUACCGAAUUCAGACAUUCCGAUUCGAUUGGCAAAGUGUUCCGUGGCAAAGAUCAAAUGCGUUGGCUAGUUAACUGGGGUACCGAAUGGGGCUUUAUGCCUUCGGAUCGUUCUUUGGUAUUUGUAGACAAUCACGAUAAUCAACGUGGUCAUGGUGCCGGUGGUGCUGAUGUCUUAACCUACAAAAAUGCUAAACAAUAUAAAAUGGCUACUGCUUUUAUGUUGGCUCAUCCCUUUGGUAUUACCCGCAUUAUGUCUUCGUUUGCUUUUGACAACACCGAUCAAGGUCCUCCUACCACCGAUGGCAAUACCAUACGCUCGCCCAUUUUCAAUGCCGAUAACUCUUGCAGUGGCGGUUGGAUUUGUGAACAUCGUUGGCGCCAAAUCUAUAAUAUGGUUGGUUUCAAAAAUGUUGUUGGCUCCGCUGGUCUUCAGAAUUGGUGGGAUAAUGGCAGCAAUCAAAUUGCUUUCUGUCGUGGCAAUAAGGGUUUCAUUGCUCUCAAUGGUGAUUCGUAUGAUUUGAAUACGUCUCUACAAACUUGUCUGCCAGCUGGUACUUAUUGUGAUGUGAUAUCGGGUUUGAAAUCUGGUUCGUCUUGUACCGGCAAAUCGGUGGUUGUUGGUUCAGAUGGUCGUGCUACCAUUACUAUUCGUAAAACGGAAGAAGAUGGUGUUCUGGCCAUACAUGUUAAUUCCAAAUUGUAAAUGGUAUAAAUUUCUGUAUUUAUAGUUAAUAAGAGAUGUAUAAUAAAAAUGAGAAAAAUUUUAUAAAAAUUGAACUCAAAA